AUGAAGCUUUCGACAAAUCUACUUUUCGCUCAGGCUCUCUGGGGCACAGCUUCCCAAGCACAGCAGAUCCCUCCAGCAGUUCCUUUCUCAACAGACUUUAACUCUUCCUUUGCCUUGACUCCUGCUCAGAUCAAAGCUGCUGGGCUGUCUGAAACGAUCGCAUCCAGCAUCAAUGCCAUCGUCAACUUUGAUCGAUCCAACCUCGCAAACGGCGGGCCCAGGCAGGAUAACUUUUACACUCUCCCCCCAAAGAAACCCAACCUCCGUCCUGGUCAGGUCCUCAAGGUCCAGGAAGUGACGGACCCCACACCUUUCAACAUCGCCUCCGGAUCCUCUCUUAGCAGGAUUUUGUACACGACCCGCGACAUCAACGGCACCAUCAUUCCUGCGAGUGCUUACAUCCUGUGGCCCUUCAUCCCACGCCAAUUCGAUGGUGAACCAAAAGGCAAGGCCCCUGCUGUACUCUGGGCCCACGGCACAUCGGGAUUCUUUGCCGACGCAGGACCAUCCGCAUUUCGCACUCUGCAAUACGACGACAAGAUGCCCAAUCAUCUAGUCCAGGCUGGGUACGCUGUUGUUGCGCCAGACUAUGCUGGACUAGGACUGGAAAAGUCUUGGGACGGAAGCACAAUUCCUCACCAGUACUUUGCCAUGCCCGCAGCUGGUCAAGACACUCUGUAUGCCAUGGAGGCCGCACUUGAGGCAUUUGGAAAGCGACUGAGCGGCAAGUUCGCUGUCGCUGGACAUAGUCAAGGUGGCGGUGUAGCAUGGAGUGCGGCUGAACUGCUUGCUUCUGGCAAGAAAAACACCUUCAAGCAUCUCAUCAAGCGAUAUGUCGGAACCAUCUCGUUUGCUCCCAUCACUGAAACGUUGCCAAGCCCGAAUUUCGCUAGCACUGUCGGUAUGCGCGUGUCAAGCAUCUUUCCGGAUUUUACUCUCGAUCAAUGGCUUCAGCCACUGGCCAUUGCUAGGAUUAAGCUGUUUGCUCAAAUCCAGGGAGGAGCCUCUGUGUUUCAGCAACUCUUCCUCACCGAGCCGGGAGAUGCUCUUGCCAAGCCAGGAUGGUAUAACUCGUCGUACCAUGCUCAGGCGUUUGAGAAGAUUGGCAACGUUGGGAAGAAGCCGUUUGCAGGGCCCAUGCUGGUGGUGCAGGGUCCCGAGGACGUUUUCGCUGCAGAGGCAAUCACGAAUAAGACUGUGACCGAAACGUGCAAGCUGUACCCAGACAAUGCUCUUGAGUAUAUGGUUGUGGAUGAGCUUGGCCAUACUCCGAUUAUUACGGCGGCUAGGCUGUUGUGGAUGAACUGGCUUGAAGAGAGGUUCACGGGAAAGAAGGUGGUCGGAUGUAAGAGGACUUCGGUUGAAGGAUGGCUUGGCAAAGGAAAGCACUUCACGGGCAGCAACUCUUACUCUCAAUGGGCUGGAGCGCCGGAGUAUAGGUAUCAGAAUGCUGGUUCUAUAUGA
Molecule: messenger RNA, 1464 nt
Organism: Fusarium keratoplasticum
Lineage: Eukaryota; Fungi; Ascomycota; Sordariomycetes; Hypocreales; Nectriaceae
Product: AB hydrolase-1 domain-containing protein
Exons: 1
Coding region: 1-1464 (487 amino acids)
Biological process (GO): lipid catabolic process
Molecular function (GO): triacylglycerol lipase activity
Source: RefSeq, a predicted model, not a curated record